CGAAUAUCCAAUGUAAAACGAAUUUUUACCUCGGUCACUUUAUAGAGAGGACACCACGGCAGUCUAGGUUAGUCUACGGAACGAAGAACACUUGAUAGCAAGAAAUCAAUAAUUAAAGAAAGAAAGGCGGAUUAUAGUCAUUGUUUUGAAAACCAGAGGCCGAAGAAUUGUGGAUUACCGGUGAACGCGCGAGGUCGUCUCGUCGAACCGGAGCGAUGUCUGUCGCGGGGCUGAAAAAGCAGUUCCACAAAGCCACUCAGAAAGUCAGUGAGAGGGUUGGAGGAGCAGAAGGAACCAAGCUUGAUGAUGACUUCCUUCAGAUGGAAAAGAAGGUGGACACCACUGGUAGGGCAGUGCUAGACAUCAUGACCAAAACUACAGAAUACCUACAGCCCAACCCAGCAUCCAGGGCUAAACUGAGUCUAAUAGGGACCAUGUCUAAGAUCAGAGGACAGGAGAAGGGACCGGGUUACCCCCAGGCUGAGACUGUACUGGGUGAGGCCAUGCAGCGCUUCGGACGAGAGCUGGGAGAGGAGUCAUGUUUUGGUCUGGCUCUCCUAGAUGCUGGGGAGGCCAUGGGUGAGCUGGGGGCGGUGAAGGAUGCCCUGGAUAUGGAGGUCAAACAGAACUUUAUUGAUCCACUGCAGAACCUACAGGAAAAAGACAUCAAAGAAAUACAGCACCACCUGAAGAAGAUGCAGGGACGCCGCCUGGACUUUGACUAUAAGAAGACGUCACGGUGUAAAGGAGUCCUGGAGGAGGAGAUCAGACAGGCACUGGAGAAGUUUGAUGAGUCCAAAGAAGUGGCAGAGCAGAGCAUGUUCAACCUGCUGGAGAGUGAUAUUGAGCAGGUGAGUCAGCUAGCAGCGUUGGUCCAGGCCCAGGUGGAGUAUCACAGACAAGCCACAGAAAUACUACAGCAGCUCUCCAGCAAGCUGCACGAGAGGAUCAGGGAGGCGCAGGAUAAACCCAGGAAGGAGUAUGUUCCUAAACCCCGGAAGGUCCUGGAGCUGCUCCCCCCAAGCGAUAGCCACAGUGGGGGGCUCAACACCACCAAGUCCCCUGGCCACGCGCGCACCCCCGCUCCUAUGGACCAACCGUGCUGCCGGGCAUUGUAUGACUUUGUGCCGGAGAACGAGGGUGAGCUGGGCUUCAAAGAGGGCGAUAUCAUCACCCUAACCAAUCAGAUCGAUGAUAACUGGUACGAGGGAAUGGUCAACGGCCAAUCAGGUUUCUUCCCCAUCAACUACGUGGAUAUCCUGGUUCCACUUCCUCAUUAGGCCACCCACCCCACCCAAUCUUCACCCCACUCCCUGCCAGGGGCCCCAGCCUCUGCCCAGCCUCUGCCCAGCCUCUGCCCAGCCUCUGCCCAGCCUCUGCCCAGCCUCUGCCCAGCCUCUGCCCAGCCUCUGCCCAGCCUCUGCCCAGCCUCUGCCCAGCCUCUGCCCAGCCUCUGCCCAGCCUCUGCCCAGCCUCUGCCCAGCCUCUGCCCAGCCUCUGCCCAGCCUCUGCCCAGCCUAAUCCACGCCUUCUUCUUUGUGCUUGUGUGAGUGCAACUGCUUUUUCACAAAGAAUUACAACUGUGAGGAACAAGGGACUACAAUUGUAUAUGAUUCUGCAAGAAGAAGAAGAAGAAUGAGGGAUAAGUGAGCUGGUUGAACUAACUGGUGGAAUCAGAGUAGUGAGCUGGUUGAACUAACUGGUGGAAUCAGAGUAGUGAGCUGGUUGAACUAACUGGUGGAAUCAGAGUAGUGAGCUGGUUGAACUAACUGAACUAACUGGUGGAAUCAGAGUAGUGAGCUGGUUGAACUAACUGGUGGAAUCAGAGUAGUGAGCUGGUUGAACUAACUGGUGGAAUCAGAGUAGUGAGCUGGUUGAACUAACUGAACUAACUGGUGGAAUCAGAGUAGUGAGCUGGUUGAACUAACUGAACUAACUGGUGGAAUCAGAGUAGUGAGCUGGUUGAACUAACUGGUGGAAUCAGAGUAGUGAGCUGGUUGAACUAACUGAACUAACUGGUGGAAUCAGAGUAGUGAGCUGGUUGAACUAACUGGUGGAAUCAGAGUAGUGAGCUGGUUGAACUAACUGAACUAACUGGUGGAAUCAGAGUAGUGAGCUGGUUGAACUAACUGGUGGAAUCAGAGUAGUGAGCUGGUUGAACUAACUGAACUAACUGGUGGAAUCAGAGUAGUGAGCUGGUUGAACUAACUGAACUAACUGGUGGAAUCAGAGUAGUGAGCUGGUUGAACUAACUGGUGGAAUCAGAGUAGUGAGCUGGUUGAACUAACUGGUGGAAUCAGAGUAGUGAGCUGGUUGUGUAAAGAGCCAUAGAUGGAUAAAUAUCUGUAUACAGUAUGUGUCUAUGGUUAUGUGUACUGUAAUAGGUUCCAAUGUAUUGCAUGCUGGGACAAGCCAUUUAAAGGUUGACAUUUGAAAUGGUUAAAUAAAGAGAACUGUUACAUGGUGGCGGUUGUAAUGCUAAUGGGGUUUUCUUCUUCUUUUCUUGGCAUGAAUGUUGUUCUGGAGGCAGCUCUGCAGAAUGGUCACCAGCCACAAAGUCAUAACAUCUGAGUUCGAACUUAACCUUAAGCACAUUGAAAACCUUAAUGCCUAACCUUAAAUUAUUUAUAUAUGUGUAUAUAUAGGCAAUUUUGACUUUGCAGCUGGUCCAUCUCGUGGAAAUCGCUCAGUUCUGCCUCCAAGGCAAGAUUCACGACAACAAACGUCAACCUGCGUUGUAAUGAUGAUGAUGAUGAUGAUGGUGGUGUUACAGAUGCUUGUUGUUUUAUAGGCCUGUUGUGACUGUGUUUCCUAUGUGAUGCGCGCUAUAUCACCAGAUACCUGUUUCCUCUGGGCCAUGAAGUCACUAAAGCUGUUGUGUCAGUCAUCCCAAUGCAUCCCAAAAUAAGCACCCUAUUCCCUAUAUAUGGCACUACUUUUGGUUGGAAGGACUGGACGGGGAGUAGCUAGGUUGUUGGGGAUAUUACACAUUGGCUGAUUGGUCCUCUGUUGAGAAGACUUAAGUGACUUGAGAUGGAUGGAGGUGAGUUGACAGUCGGUUUGAUUUAUUUUAUCUUUAUUUAACUCGGCAAGUCAGUUAAGAACAAAUACUUAUUGUCAGUGACGACCUCCCCCCCCGGGCCAGACCCGGGGGACGCUGGGCCAAUUGCGCGCCGCCUUAUGGGACUCCCGAUCACAGGGCCGGAUGUGAUACAGCCUGGAUUUGAACCAGGGACUGUGGAGACGCCACUCAGGAGCCCAGUUCUGCCAUACAGCAUUCGACUGUUUCGGAGUAAAAGUCCCCUCCCACUCGGAGAAGAUGUCAAUUCAACAUCUAUUCCACGUUGGGUUCAACGUAAUUUUUUUAUUGAAAUAGUGUGGACGCAACGUUGAUUCAACCAGUGUGUGCCCAAGCCAGGCCUCUUGUAUAUGGUAUGACGAGACUGAGCGGGCCGGUCUGUUUUACAAGGUCAGGUCUGCGUCUGAAAUGGGACCCUAAUACCAAUGUAGUCCCCUAUUCCCUCAAUACUGGACACCCAAAGCACCUGUUCUCUCUCUCUGUCUCUGUCGCUCUCUCUCUCUGUCGCUCUCUCUCUCUGUCGCUCUCUCUCUGUCUCUCUGUCUCUGUCGCUCUCUGUCUCUCUCUCUGUCUCUCUCUCUGUCUCUCUCUCUGUCUCUCUCUCUGUCUCUCUCUCUGUCUCUGUCUCUCUCUCUGUCUCUCUGUCUGUCUCUCUCUCUCUCUCUCUCUCUCUCUCUCUCUCUCUCUCUCUCUCUCUCUCUCUCUCUCUCUGUCUCUCUCUCUCUCUCUCUC
This is a messenger RNA of Oncorhynchus keta (chum salmon), 3811 nucleotides long. Its product is annotated as endophilin-A1-like. The transcript has 10 exons. The record is from RefSeq and is a predicted model, not a curated record. Lineage: Eukaryota; Metazoa; Chordata; Actinopteri; Salmoniformes; Salmonidae. Gene Ontology annotation, cellular component: presynapse; cytoplasm; glutamatergic synapse. Gene Ontology annotation, molecular function: protein binding. Bases 216 to 1280 code for a protein of 354 amino acids. Gene Ontology annotation, biological process: synaptic vesicle uncoating.